Messenger RNA from Exophiala spinifera, 1086 nucleotides. RefSeq lists its product as uncharacterized. The record is from RefSeq and is a predicted model, not a curated record. Gene Ontology annotation, cellular component: intracellular membrane-bounded organelle. The coding region runs from base 1 to 1086 and encodes 361 amino acids. NCBI's taxonomy places the organism in Eukaryota, Fungi, Ascomycota, Eurotiomycetes, Chaetothyriales, Herpotrichiellaceae. The transcript has a single exon. Gene Ontology annotation, molecular function: phosphatidylinositol binding.
AUGGCACCACAAGUCGAGAUCUCGAUACCCAACACUACCAUCUCGGGCACCUCGAAACCGUACACCACCUACAACAUCACCCUCCGCCUUCCCCUGAGAUCAUUCACCGUCCAGAAACGCUACUCCGAUUUCCUGUCCCUCCACUCCGGCUUGACCGACCAAGUCGGUUCGCCGCCACCCGUCUCAUUGCCUGCGAAGUCGUGGUUCUCAAAAACGGUCUCGAAUCCCCAGCUUACCGAAGAGCGACGCCAAGCGCUCGAAACGUAUCUCAAGACGAUCAACGAGAUAGACGACUCAAGAUGGCGCACAACAAGUGUCUGGAGAUCCUUUCUCAACCUGCCUAGCACUCUCGCGAGUCAAACGUCGAGUAAGGCUUCCACGCUACAUUCAGUAAUCACAGGCCCCGGAGGAGGCGGGGCACCGAUCACAGAUCCGGUGCUGUGGUUGGAUUGCUACAGAGAUUUGAAGGCACAGUUACAAGAUGCACGGCUGAGUCUCACGCACCGGGACCAGGCGUCAACACCACAGAAACAGCACGAAGCUGGCACCGCGGCCAAGAGCAGCCUAGUCAAGGCUGGCACGAUGAUCAAAGCCCUGGAGGAGGGACUGGCGAACAUACAAAAGGCGUCCGAAGGAUGGGGAGGGCAGAAACUCGGCGAAGGUGAAAUCAGAAGGAGAAGAGACCUGAUUGCCACGGCACAGAAGGACAAGGACGGUCUCGAGAAUCUGCUCAACGCCAUGGUCACCAAGUCGAACCUGGAUCAGACCGUUGCGUCGGUCCAGGAUACGCAUCGUCUUAUGGGGGCGAAGCCUAGAUCUGGCGGGAGAGUGCUCGGCAAGGAGACGGCAGAGACGAGGGAAUUGGAUAAUCAGGGUGUGUUGCAGCUGCAGAAGCAGAAAAUGGCCGAGCAGGAUUUGGACGUCGAAGAGCUUCGAAAGAUUGUGCAAAGACAAAAGGAACUGGGAAUUGCCAUCAACCAGGAGCUCGAGGUGCAGAACGAGAUGCUGAAAAUGGUUGACGAGGAUGUUGAUCGAGUGCAAAGCAAGAUGAACAUCGCUAAGCGCAGAAUCGGGAAGAUAUCAUAG